Chrysoperla carnea is the source of this 1233-nucleotide messenger RNA. Its product is annotated as zinc finger protein 2 homolog. Gene Ontology annotation, molecular function: DNA-binding transcription factor activity; RNA polymerase II cis-regulatory region sequence-specific DNA binding. The transcript has a single exon. The record is from RefSeq and is a predicted model, not a curated record. NCBI's taxonomy places the organism in Eukaryota, Metazoa, Arthropoda, Insecta, Neuroptera, Chrysopidae. Gene Ontology annotation, biological process: regulation of transcription by RNA polymerase II. The coding region runs from base 1 to 1218 and encodes 405 amino acids.
AUGGACCCUUUAUUUGUCGAUGAAGAAAAUAUUAAUAUUGAAAAAUAUUUAAAUGUAGAAUUAAUGAUCAAAGAUGAACAAUUGGAAGAAACUCUUGAAACGGGACGGGAAAUAUUUGAACAUACCGAUAAAAUGAAGAAUGUUUUAAGUAACGAAAAAUCAGAUAUAGAACAAGUAUUAAUUAAAGAAGAAAUAUUAGACGAAAAUGAUACAAUCAAUCAGGAUCCAAUGAAUGAAAAUGAACAAUCGUCAAUCGCAAAAGAUGAAAUAUCAAAUGGAAAUGUUUCAAAACAUCGGCUAAUUUGUGAUAUUUGUAGUAAAAUAUUUGCUCAUAAAAGUUAUUUAAUUGUACAUAGACGAAUUCACACUGGAGAAAAACCAUAUAAGUGUAAAUAUUGUGAAGAAUCAUUUAGACGGCAAAGUUACUUAACAAUACAUACACGAGCUCACACUGGAGAAAAGCCUUUUGUAUGUGACGUCUGUGAUACAAAAUUUACUCUGCAUUACGAAUUAGUUAAACAUAAACGUACCAUUCAUGCGGAAGAAAAAUCUUAUACUUGUGAAUUCUGUGAAAAAAAAUUCUUUCAGAAAAGCCACAUAAAUCAACAUAAACGUAUUCACACUGGGGAAAGACCUUAUUCAUGUGAAUUCUGCGACAGAUCAUUUACUCAGCAAAGUAGUUUAAUCUUACAUAAAAGAUUACACACUGGAGAAAAGCCAUUUGCCUGUGAUGUAUGUAACGAAACAUUUAUGCGUAAAACUGAAUUAAAUCUUCAUAAAUCUAUGCACACCGGUGAAAAACCUUUUUCAUGUGAAAUUUGUUAUAAAACAUUUACUCAACAAAAUAGUUUAACUAUACAUAAAAGGAGACAUGCUGGAGAAAAACCAUUUUCUUGUGAUAUAUGUUUCAAAGCAUUUACUCGUAAAUCUGACGUAACGUUACAUAGACGUAUUCACAGCGGAGAAAAACCUUUUCCAUGUGAAAUUUGUGGUAAAACAUUUACUCAGCAAAACAGUUUACUAUUGCAUACAAAAAUACAUACUGGAGAAAAGCCAUUUUCCUGUGAUAUUUGUGAUAAAACAUUUCUACGGAAAAUUGAAGUUACUAUACAUAAACGUAUUCAUACUGGAGAAAAACCUUAUUCGUGUGAUAUGUGUGAUAAAUGUUUUGCUCAACAAAGUCCUUUAAUUAAACAUAAACGUAUUCAUACCGGAUAGGUAUAACAGAAAGUA